AUGAAUUCAAGGGCCUCGAAGGACCUGACCUGCCUGAUGAGCAUGCACUCGAGCCAGAUCUACACCGGAAUCAAUUGGGAGAAAAAGUACAAGUCGCCGACUCCUUGGUGUAUUUCUAUCAAGGUUUUUGGAUUUUUGAGAAAAAGGAAAUGAAUAUUUUUCAGUUGACGAAGCUGCAAAUCAAGAAUUCGCAGUACAUCAAGUACAUCUGUGCGGACGAUGAGCUGACUUUCAGGAAAUGGGUCGCCGCUUUGAGGAUAGCCAAGGUGAGCAGAAUUCAGAAAAUCAGGAAUGUUCCCUAGAGAGGUUAGGAAAAAAACAGCCCUUAUUGGGAACAAAACAGUAAGCUCUAUAGGGGUGUAAUUUAAGUGAUCCCUAUAGGGACGUAGUGUCAGACCCCUCACCCGCUUAAUCUUAAGCAGUCCCUAUAGGGGUCUUUUGCUCUCAGCUCAAAAUGGGACUUCUGAAUGAUACCAUGUUUUCUAGAUGUAGUUUUUCACGCUGAUUCCAAAUCCGGCUCCAAAAAUUGCCAAUACGUCUUUGAAAAAAAAUAAUGGAAAAAUUGAGAUUGAGCACAUUUUUGGUAUAGAUCUUGUCCCUCUAGUCACGAAAAAAAAAUUCUUUUCAAGAAAAUUUGAGUCGAGAUAUGAUUUUGUUUAGAUGAGACUUGACAAUUGGAUAAUAAGACUUUUUUUAAAAAUAGUUUAACUUUGGUGAAAAAUUUUUUUGAAUGAAGGGGCGAAAUCCCUUUUUUUAAAAGGUUUAUUAAUUUUCACACUCUAAUUUUCAUUAUGAAAAAAACCUGAUUUGAUAUAGAUUUUUUUAUAAAAAAAUUAAUCCGAGCACAAUGAGAAAUUAAUAAAUCGCUUCUUUUUAUGGGGAGUUUGAAGCUGGAAAAGUCCUUAACUUUUUCAGUUCAUUUUUUCACAUCAACUUUUCACUCUUCUUACUGUUAUAAUGCACUGAACUGUAUUUUUUUCUAAACUACGUGUCAAUGAAAUCAUGGAGACUUCCAUCGAUCGAUAAAGUAACUCAGGUGAAACAGAAAACUUGGUAGAAAGCAUAAAUUUUUGAUUUUUGGAUAGUUGAAGCUGCUUUGACGCCUUCUGAGUAGAAUUCCGAGAGUUUUUAUUAAAUUUUUUUAGCAAAGAUAAGUAGAUUUUGAAACUUCACAAGGAAGGAAAUUUUACUUCAGGUUGGGAUUCCCUGAAAAUUGACCAGUACACUUCUUGACCCACCAGAUAGGGGCCUGAAAAUCCAAAAAUUUGAAUUUUUUCAGGAAUUAGGCAAAAUUUCAACGAAAAAAACUCAAAGUCCGGUGAAACCCGCCAUUUUGAGACUUGGAACCCUUAUUUCUGGAAAACUAGGAAGUUUUGCAGUUUGAGACUUUCAGGAUCUUCUUUUGGUAUAUCAAGAAGUGUUCUGGUCAAUUUUCAGAAAAAUCCCAACCGCAAAUUAAAAUGACCUCUUCGUCUAGAAACUUUGACCAGUUCUAGAGAAAAAAUAAAUGUUCAAAAAAUAGAAGUUUUCUCCAAUUUAAAGGCAUAGGGGCAGUAAAAAAUGGGGUUUCAGGUGAAAGCAGCAUCUUAUAUAGUUUUUUAUUGCGAAUCGAAUGGUGUACUCAAAAAAAUUACAGAUGUGACAACUUUAGAAGAAAAACGCGAUUUCACUUUCCCGCCUUCAAUUUUGAAAAAAGCUUUGGAUCGGUAUGCAGACAACUGUUUACAGUAGCCGUGCACGCGAUGUUGCGGACGCUUCAUUAGACUCGCAUUUUGUAUGAAAUAACCGGCUAUCUGCUUCAAAUCAAGGGUUUCUUCUCUGAAAAAAAUUGAUUAAGAAAAACCGAAAACACACAGUGAUAAUAAAGAAAAACACAAAUAAUCGCUAUCCCAAUCGAAACCUGUGUAAAAUCAUCAUUUUUUUCACCAGAAAAAAGCUUUUUGCGAUCAAAGUUUGCAAAUUAUACAUGAAUCGAAGGCUUUGGUGACGAAAAAAACUCUGGUGACAACAGAAAAAAAUUGAAAAAUUAAAAAGAAACGAAGAAAAAAAGCGAAAAAUCCGGGAGAUGGCGAAGCCUGCUGUCCAUAGAGCAACUUUACUGCAAAGCGCCCUUUUCGCGGGAACUCAAGACUUUUCCUUUCUCCGACUUUGAAUUAUUUUUUCUCCAAAACUAGGAAUUUCUGUACGUUUCCAAGUUCACCGUUCGAUUUGCAAUGAAAAGCUCUACAAAAUACUGCUUUGAACUGAAACACCGUUUUUACUGCCCCUAUGCCUUUAAAAUGAAAAAGGUCCAUUUUCAGAGCGGGAGCGACUUGCUUCUGAACUACGAACGAGCGACCGGCGUCCGACCCUGCAGACCAGCCUCGCCGACGUCGAGCAUCGCCGCCUCCGUCCAGUCGUCCAACACGACGGCUUCCUCCUCCUCGACGACGACCUCCAUCGCAGAAAUGCCGACGCGACCCCUGACCGUCGACAUGCGCGUCAUCUCGCCCUCGGUCGCGUCGACCAUGUCCAAGCCGCCGUCGCUCCCGUCGCCGUCGCAGUCCCACGCGAGCUUCUCCUCGGUCGCCAACUCCACCGUCAUCGAGUACGACGAGCAGCCGACUGGAACCAUCAAGAGGGCUCCGAUCGAUGCGUUGAGAUACGUCUCGAGGAUGUCCUCUUCGUCCACCUCGCCCACCAUUCGUCAGUUUUUCUGUUCUUGACUCAGUUCAUACGUCGGCUGGAUCCCCCUGGAUGCGGUUGACCCCCGAAGUGCGCGCUAACCCCCUUCCCCCCAAAAAAAGUGCGGCUUUCUUCAGUACAUUUUCAAAUUUUUUUAUUUUGCACUCAAAAAGCUUGGGGUGGGAUCCAGCCGAUGUACGACUCAGUUUUCAUUUUUCUCCCAAUUUAUCAGAAUCUAGUUCAUUUCUUGGAAGCAAGACUGAGUUAGAUAAUCAGAAAAUCAAAAAAAAAAAGGAGUUUUCUGAACCAAAAGGGGAAAAAUAGGAACUCCCAGACUCCAGUACAUUCACUGGUAGCUUGAAAAAAAAAGUGACGUCAUUUGGCGAAAAAAUAGCUUUGCAGGUUACUUGUUGAGCCAUUCCCAGGGCGACCAAAACUUUAAAACGCCUAAAAUUCAUAAUUUCAAGAGGAACCUGACGGCUAAAAUUGCGUUUUUUCUUGAAUUCGGUCUCAAAAGAGUAUUGUGGAAGAAUAUUUCGGAAACUUCUUUUUAUCAAGAAAUCUUCUAGAAGUCAUAUAAUAAACUCCAACGGCCGUAUUUUUGAAAAUAAUUUGGAUUUUUUUUUCAGCCCAAGAAGACACUGAUUCUGAUGAAGACUUCCCAGCACCUCCGCCGUCGUCGUUAGCGUCCAGAACUCCGGUUCAAUCGCCACAGGUACCAUUUUGUCAAUUAUUAUCUUAUAAACUAAUAAUUAUCAAUGAUAUACUUGAAAAAUUUGGAAAUAAUAAAAAGAAAUAUGAACUGGUUUAAGCCAUCCUUAAGAGCUGGAGUUAACACUUAACGUGUUCACUUCAAACACGGCGUUUUUUCGACGACGCCACUUUUUCUCCGUAAAGUUUCGUGUGUUGUGUGCAUACACUGCGCCGCUUUUGCGCAGAAAAUUGCUUUUAUGUAGAGAAAUUUCGUCUUAAAGACCUCUGGCGAUACGGCGGCCUGCGCCUUUAAUAUGCCCUCUUCACGCUCUUAGAGACGAAAUAUCUGUCUUCCCAUGACGUCACGUGGGAAGGGCGGAUAUUUUGGCUCCGCCCACCGUGUUUCUGGUUUCGCAUUUUUUUUUUUAUACUAACAAAAACGCCUUGGAAAUUUAGCUUUCAAAAAUAAAAAUUUCAAUCCAAUGAGUUUUGGCGGAAAAAAAAUGAAGAUACUGGUUCAAAAACACCUUUCAUAAAACUCAAAACUUCAGGGUCUUCCACCCCCGCCGAAGCCGGCCUACUACGCGACACCGCAGCCGGCCAGACCAGCCGCGAUAUCGCCUCUGGUCGCCCCCAAACCGUCGACCCCGCUGAUGGCCAAGAAAGCCCCACCGCCGCCGCCGAAACGAAGCGAAGCGACGAGGAUCCAGACCGUCUCCGCGACGAGUCCCCAGCCCCAGCAACACAUGUCGGACCUCGAAGCGGCUUUGGCGAGGCGACGCGAGAAAAUGGCUCAAGUUCAAUGA
Messenger RNA from Caenorhabditis auriculariae, 4163 nucleotides. Lineage: Eukaryota; Metazoa; Nematoda; Chromadorea; Rhabditida; Rhabditidae. The record is from the annotation of a GenBank genome assembly.